ACCCCAGGGUUUUAAAUUUGAAAAUGAAAAAGAUUUUUAUUUUGUUUUCUUUAAACCACAAGAAGAUAAGCAUUGUUUAUUUAUUUUUGGGUAUAUGGUCUGGUUUUAUAGGAUUAGGACUAAGUAUGAUAAUUCGUUUAAAUCUAAUGAGUCCAUAUCACAAAGUUAUUUUGACUGAGUUGUAUAAUUUAACAAUAACCAGGCAAGGCAUAGUUAUGAUUUUUUUUCUUGAUGCCUAUCUUAAUUGGGGGGUAUGUACUUGGGCUCGGGGGUUGGUUGAACAUUCUACCAACCCCUUUCUAGAAAGUAUUUUUUUGGUAGGGGGUCGAUUAUAUGUUAAUUUCGCUAACUUAGCAGAUUCUAGGUUGUACAUAGAUUGGGUACUUCGUAAACCAAUGUUUGUGUGGGGUUAUUAUUUUACUUCAUUUUUGUUAUUUUUAUCAAUUCCAGUUUUGGUUGGAACUAUAACAAUGUUACUCUUUGGUCGUAAAUUUGGAACAUUAUAUUUUGAUCCUCUGGGUGGGGGCGAUUCUAUAAUUUUUCAACACAUAUUUUGGUUUUGUAGGCACCCAGAGAUUUAUGUUUUGAUAUUACCUGGUUUUUCGAUGAUUGGUGACAUAUGUACCGAACUAAGAAAACGAAAAUCACUGGUAGGGUACUUGGGUAUGGUAUUAGCAAUGUUUUUGAUUGCUGUGUUGGGGUUUAUUAUUUGA
Molecule: messenger RNA, 713 nt
Organism: Protopolystoma xenopodis
Lineage: Eukaryota; Metazoa; Platyhelminthes; Monogenea; Polystomatidea; Polystomatidae
Source: the annotation of a GenBank genome assembly